Messenger RNA from Pogoniulus pusillus (Red-fronted tinkerbird), 3226 nucleotides. It is a transcript of the gene IKZF2, whose product is annotated as IKAROS family zinc finger 2. Bases 969 to 2549 code for a protein of 526 amino acids. Lineage: Eukaryota; Metazoa; Chordata; Aves; Piciformes; Lybiidae. Gene Ontology annotation, biological process: regulation of transcription by RNA polymerase II. Gene Ontology annotation, molecular function: DNA-binding transcription factor activity; RNA polymerase II cis-regulatory region sequence-specific DNA binding. The record is from RefSeq and is a predicted model, not a curated record. The transcript has 9 exons.
CCCACACUCCCUUCUCCUCUUCCUCCUUCCUCACCCCUUUCUUUCUCUGGUGGGGAGGACAAGCUCCGUCCGGUGUGCGAGGCGGCUGCGGGGACGGCGGGGCUCCGUAUGUGUCUCUGUGCCUGUGGUGUGUGCGGAGGGGUCCCCGAGUAAAGUGCGGUUCUGCUGCAUCUCCCGCACGGCGGUGGGGCUGCAAUGACUUGUUGCUGUUAGCCCCCAUAAACCUCCCUCAAAAAAAAACCCAAACGAAUAGAGCUAAAAGCGCGCCGGAGCUGGGCAGUGGGAGUGUGCGUGCCGGGGGCGGCGGGGCUCGCCCGGUCCGUUAGCCAGCGCCGGCCCCAACUGCCAUUUCCCUUAGCGCCCGCCACCACCUGCGGGCCCCCGGGGGGCUGCGGCCUGGCGCGGCCGCGGGAGCCGGGUGCGAGAGGGAGAGGGAGGAAAAUGAAAUAAAAUUACAAACGAAGCAAGACUUCCAUGACUUUGACAGGUUGUGGUAUGGGCGGGGAGAGGCAGGGAUGAGGCAUGGAGCCCGGUGUCGCCCAGGGCCGGCAGCACUCUGGGGAAGUUGGCCUAGGUUUCCUGCGCGGGGUGUGAGUCCGUGUGCCGGGCUUCCCCCUCACCUCAUUGCUCUCCAAAUCCCCUCGCCCCAUCCCGCACCACAGCCCCUCCUCUCCCCCGUUUUUCGUGACGAUUCGUAACGAACCGGUGGAUCAAGUUUUUCUCUCUCUCUCCCCUCUCUCUCUCUCUUCCCGCUGGUUAAUCGCAUUGCUGUAGCACCGGCUGACCUCCCUCCCUCUCCCUCCUUCCUUUUUUUUUUUCCUCCUCUCUGUUCAUCUUCCUUCAAAGUAUGUGCCAUUCCUGAGCGAGUUUCCCCGCCGGCUCAUCCCCGGGGCUGCCCGGCUCCGAAUGCCCCACCUUGUGUGCCUGCCUACCUGGACUAGGGGGAAGAUAAGCACUGCACUUUGACUAUGGAAGCAGAGGCUGCUGAUGGAUAUAUAACAUGUGACAAUGAGCUUUCGCCCGAAAGGGAGCACUCCAGCAUGGCCAUUGACCUCACCUCCAGCACACCCAAUGGGCAGCAUACCUCCCCCAGUCACAUGGCAAGCACAAAUUCAGUAAAGCUAGAAAUGCAAAGUGAUGAGGAAUGUGACAGGAAGCUCCUGAGUCAGGAAGAUGAGAUCAGGGCUCAUGAUGAAGGAAGCAGCCUGGAAGAACCCCUCGCUGAGAGUAACGAGAUGGUGGAUAACAGAAAGAUCCAGGAACUAUCAAGCGAGGGAGGAAUCCGGCUUCCGAAUGGUAAACUGAAAUGUGACGUCUGUGGCAUGGUUUGCAUUGGGCCCAAUGUGCUAAUGGUACAUAAGAGGAGCCACACUGGUGAACGGCCCUUCCACUGUAACCAGUGUGGAGCUUCUUUUACCCAGAAGGGCAACCUGCUGAGGCAUAUCAAGCUGCACUCUGGAGAGAAACCGUUUAAAUGUCCCUUCUGUAGCUAUGCCUGCCGACGGAGGGACGCCCUCACAGGACACCUCAGGACGCACUCUGUGGGGAAGCCUCACAAGUGCAACUACUGUGGCCGGAGCUACAAGCAGCGCAGUUCACUGGAGGAGCACAAGGAACGCUGCCACAACUAUCUGCAGAAUGUCAGUAUGGAGGCUGCCGGGCAGGUCAUGAGUCACCAUGUACCUCCUAUGGAAGAUUGUAAGGAACAAGAGCCUGUGAUGGACAACAAUAUUUCUCUGGUGCCUUUUGAGAGACCUGCUGUUAUAGAGAAGCUGACAAGCAACAUGGGAAAGCGUAAAAGCUCCACCCCACAGAAGUUUGUGGGUGAAAAGCUCAUGAGAUUUGGCUAUCCAGAUAUUCCCUUUGAUAUGAACCUAACCUAUGAGAAGGAGGCUGAGCUGAUGCAGUCUCACAUGAUGGACCAAGCCAUCAACAAUGCAAUCACCUACCUUGGAGCUGAGGCACUUCACCCCCUGAUGCAGCACACACCAAGCACAAUUGCAGAGGUGGCCCCGGUCAUCAGCUCAGCUUAUGCUCAGGUCUAUCAUCCCAACCGGAUAGAAAGGCCCAUUAGCAGGGAAACAGCUGACAGUCAUGAGAACAACAUGGAUGGCCCAAUCUCCCUCAUCAGACCAAAGAGUCGAACCCAGGAUAGAGAGGGCUCUCCCAGCAAUAGCUGCCUGGAUUCUACUGACUCAGAGAGCAGCCACGAAGACCACCAGUCCUACCAAGGAAACUCUGCCUUAAAUCCCAAGAGAAAGCCAAGCCCGGCUUAUAUGAAGGAGGAUGCCAAGGCUUUGGAUGCCACAAAAGCUUCUAAGGGCUCUUUAAAGGAUAUCUACAAGGUCAUCAAUGGAGAAGGGGAGCAGAUUAGGGCUUUCAAAUGUGAGCACUGUCGCAUCCUUUUCCUGGACCACGUCAUGUACACCAUCCAUAUGGGCUGCCAUGGCUACCGGGACCCACUAGAAUGCAACAUCUGUGGCUACCGAAGCCAGGACCGCUAUGAGUUCUCGUCGCACAUAGUCCGAGGAGAGCACACAUUCCACUAGGCCUUCUCAUCCAAAGGGGACUUGUAUGAAGUAGAAGAACUGCACAUGAAGAAAUACUGCACUUACAAUCCCACUUUUCCUCAGACAUUGAGACACCUAUUUUGUUGUUGUUGCUGUUGUUGUCGUUGCUGUUGUUUAAUUAUUAUAAUUAACCUUAUUUUUUGUGGACCUAACCUCAUUUGCUCUGCCCAGCUUAAGAAUGGAAAGAAGGGAGGGAAGGGAUAAAAGAGGGGUUUGUUGUUGCUGUCACUUUUUGGUGAGUGACCUGUCUUACUUUCUGUGGGGGUUGAAAGGCAGUCCAUUUCUGUCUCAGUCAGCUGUACAUCAUGUCCUGUUUUGGGAUGUCACUCAACCCUGCUAGGUGCUUAAAAGUCCCAAUGAGAUGCCACUUAUUUGCAGUUUCAGACAAAUAGGUAGAAACUUUGCAGAGGAGAUCCUUUUUCAGACAUGUAGGUAUGGUAAGGGAUUUCAGUGUCUGGUGGUGAGUGGGGGGAACUUAAUUCUGCAGAAUGAACAAUUAUUUUUAAAGCAAAACAGCUAGGGAUUUAGGGUCACGAAUCAAAGUUGAUAUUCCUUUCAGAAUUACUUUCCUUGGGUGAGCUUUUUUUCCUGGGUUUGGUGUGUAUCGCCCCACUAGAAUGUAAAAACUGAAUUAAAUAAAUCAAUGUAUGUCUUAA